Molecule: messenger RNA, 939 nt
Organism: Callithrix jacchus (white-tufted-ear marmoset)
Lineage: Eukaryota; Metazoa; Chordata; Mammalia; Primates; Cebidae
Source: RefSeq, a predicted model, not a curated record
CGGCUGUGAGAAGGAAACUGGGUAGAGAACCAGAGCGUCAGGGCGAAGCCUCUCCACCUGCACAGCCUGGGGACGAAGCGGUAGCCAGGGAGCCACGGCCACCCCAGUCCCGCUCCACUUCCAAAGGGUAAAGCCAAGCGUGGGGUAUUGGUUCUGGCAGAAGGGUCACUAUGACCACAGAAUUCCUCUCCGUGCUUUGCCUCGGGCUGUGUCUGGGCUAUGAGGAUGACAAAGAGAACGAGAAACUGUCCAAGCCCUCCCUCCAUGCCUGGCCCAGCUCGGUGGCUGAAGCCAAGAGCAACGUGACCCUGAAGUGUCGGGCUCCUUCCCAGAAUGUGACAUUCACGCUGCGCAAGGUGAACGACUCUGCAUUCCAGCGCGAACAGAGCUCGGCAGGAAGCGAAGCGGAAUUCCCCUUCAUGCACUUGAAGCCCAAGGAUGCUGGGAGGUACUUUUGUGCCUACAAGACAGCAGUCUCCCACCAGUGGUCAGAAAGCAGUGAGCACGUGCAGCUGGUGGUCACAGAUAAACACGAUGAACUUGAAGCUCCCUCGAUGAAAACAGACACCAGAGCCAUCUUUGUCAGCAUCUUCAGCUGUGUCUCCAUCCUUCUCCUCUUCCUCUUAGUCAUCGUCAUCUACAGAUGCAGCCAGAACGGUUCCUCGCCUGAAGAAUCCUCCAAGAGAACCAGUCAUUCCAAACUUCCAGAACGAGAGGCUGCUGAUACAGAUUUAUUCAAGAUGGAAAGGGUAUAUGUCUCGACCGCAGACCCCCAAGGAGUGACCUCUGCUGAGCUAAGCACCCACGCCCUGUCUGAGGCAGCUGCUGACACUACCCUGGAGCCCCCAGGAUCUCACGAAUAUGUGGCACUGAAAGUGUAGCAACAAGACAACACAGGCCACCGAAGGAGGGGGUAUUGUGCCGGCUGAGGUCAUUGAA